AUGCUCUUCUAUUGGAUAUCUUUGCUAAUUUUUAUCCCAAUUUUUGUGUGCCAAAGGCAGGUUGGCCCAAAUAACCGGGAAUAUUCAUUUCAACACAUCAUCUGCCGCAAACUCACAUGCAGCCUUGAGCAGGCGUUGACGGAGAAUGUCAAUAUUACCGGAGUGCUGAGGAGUAACGGGUUCUUCACUUCGUAUCAUCCAUGCGUGUAAGUGAUUUUUCACUUCUCCACAUAUUUUCCGCCCCACUCAUCCCUUCCAAAAUACAUUUCAGAAAAGAAGUCGGCUCAACGGAACCCGCCAAGGCCUUGGUUCAAGAUCAUGGAAGAGAAUUCACCUUGAAAUGCUAUGUGAAAAAAGCAGAUUACGGCAGAUAUUCGAACACCUUUGAACUGCACGUCGAACAUAACUGCAACUACCGGCGGGAAAAGGAAGAAUUCGUCCUGGAUCUUCCACUUGCUCAUCAAUUUGAGGGUGGGGUGCACAUCUUCAAACGAAUGGAACUUCUUGAAGAAAAAAGGGAUCAAUUUACGAGACUUUUGACCAAGUAA
This is a messenger RNA of Bursaphelenchus xylophilus (pine wood nematode), 548 nucleotides long. Lineage: Eukaryota; Metazoa; Nematoda; Chromadorea; Rhabditida; Aphelenchoididae. The record is from the annotation of a GenBank genome assembly.